CGGCCCGCCCGCCCCCGCCACAUAAGGGCCGCGGCCGGCGCUGGCCCCCGCUCCCCCGGCCGGACCGGGCAUGGAGGCGGCGCGGGAGUGCGUGGGCUCGGUGGUGCGAUCUUUGGUAUCCGUGGGAGCGGUGACAAAACAGACCCUGUUCCCUCCUCUCAUGCCUGCAGGGCGACCUUUCCGUGUGUCAAAUGCCUCCCGAAGCAGCCGAAAAGGAAUUGUUGCAAGCAGUCUGCAAGAGCUCAUCAGCAAGACUUUAGAUGCCUUCCUUAUAUCUGGGAUAGUUAUUCUGGUUUUGGAGGAAGAUGGCACGGUUGUGGACACAGAAGAGUUCUUCCAGUCCCUGGAUGAUAAUACACACUUCAUGGUUCUAGAAAAAGGACAGAAAUGGACACAAACAAGAAAUGGAGUCGCUGCUUUGCGGCAAAAGAAGAAAAUGGGAGUAGCUAACAUCACAUUUGAUCUGUACAAGCUGAACCCUAAGGAUUUUAUUGGCUGCUUAAACAUCAAGGCGACCUUCUAUGAGAUCUACUCAAUCUCAUAUGACAUCAAAUGCAUGGGAGCAAAAAGCAUAUUGCGGAAGUUGCUUCAGCUAAUGUCCCACAUGGCACAAAUAACUGGACAGUUUCUUCUCUAUACUGGAACAUACAUGUUGCAGUUGAUGGGUGAAUAUGAUGAAGAUGGCACGUGUACAAGAUCAAGGCAGGAAUAGUGAACACUUCUGAUAUCGGAUCCAUUUGCUUAAAGACAUUCUCUUGCCCAAUUUUGAUUGUAAUGAUGUUAUAGUAGGGGGAUGUCCACUGAUGUGAACUAAUGUUUUUCCCAUUUGGGAAUGCUUGUAGGCCUUAGUCAUAAAACAAGCGUUCGGUGUUCACAGGCUCUUAAUGCAGCAAAAGGAUGGGUGCCUCAUGUCUGAGAAUUUGGCAAAAGGAUGGGGGGCAGGUUUUUGCCCCAACAACUCAAAAUGGAUAACAAGUAUACUUGGAAACCUGCAUGCUGUGUAACCAGGGGGGUAUUUCUUGCACUGAUCAAAACAUAAUUUGGUUGGGUUUUUUAUGGCUGUCGACUUGCCUUCUGAACAGACUGAGCUGUAAGGUGGGGGAGCUGUGGGGGUUUUUGGGUUUUAAUCCUUACCAGUGCUGGUAUUAGUGUCCAACUGGCAUUGAUAUACAAAAGGGUGAAAUGUGCUUCUUUAUUUCUGCUACCAAUGGAAGUACAUAAUGCAGCUGGAUCCUGGUUCAGUGACUGACCACUCUCAUGAAGUCUAAUUGGAGAAAGUGCAACUACUAAGCAGAACCUUAAAAUUUGGCCUUAUUUCCCUUAAAACAAGUAAAAACAUUUCAUUUUAACUCUUCAUAUUGUUCUUCAAAUAUACAGAAAGUUCAAGUUAGUAUAGCUCAUACCAGUUGAAGAAACUGAUAUAUUUAUUUAAUGGGUCUGAUGUCCAGUUCUGCCUGAAGUAUCGAAUAAUUUGCCAUAGUUCCAUGAAUAUGGCUUACAAGCCACCUGCUGAAGCUUCCUUCAGGGGUUAAACCAUCUCUUCUGUAGCUUUUACUGUUCAGUUGCAAGAUGAUAGUACAUCCCAAACAAUACUUGAGAUAAGUGUAGCAUGGAUCUGUAAGAGAUGCUGGAUUUUGAUGCCCCUGUGUUCAGCAGCAGGGUCACUAUCUGGUCUUGUAUAACAUAUAUGGUCUAAACAGGGUAUUUGUGGCUUCGUAGUGUCUCAAGACAAGCUGUAUUAAAGGACCAAGUUUUUAAUCCUUAGGUAGAAUUGCCUGGAAUGUUUUCUACAGUUUAGUGAACUGCUAGUAUGACUAGCUCCCAGCAAGCUUUUCCUCAACAGGGUAGAAAACUGCAAAAUGAGCAGUGUUAGGCAUCUUGUGUCAAAAUACCAACUCCCAUUGCUGAAGGGAAAAAGGCCCAACUCCAGUUGUCCAUAGGUGGGGCUCUUGCCGUUUUCACAUGCUUGCUUAUGAAGAAUUUCAGUAAGUUGUUAUAUUCUUACUUAAAUCUGAAAGCUGUUAAGGAGGCAGCAGAUACUGGUAAUAUCUGACCUGAUGGCAGGUGCCACCUAGGAAGAGAAGCUCCGGUGACAGAGUGACCAAGUGGGGCAGGGAAAGAGAGCAGUGUAAGCAAAAGGGAAAAGGACCAAUGUUUUCCCCUCACAGUGCUUGCCAUGCCUCUGCUGAGACAGGAAUCCAUUAACUAUGUGCAUCAGCUGCACUGAUGAGUUGGAGGAAAACCUAAUCCACUAAAAGAGGCGCAGGUGGCCUGAAAAGACCAAGCAUCAUGGUUGGUGGGGAUCCAUUCUGACCUGUCGACUGGGUCUGUUCACUUCAAAUGUCACUAAUAUGUGGGAAUAUUGCUCCUGCUUUUAUCUGCAAAUUUCACCUUCAUUUGCUUGUUUUUGCCUUCCCUUUAUGGAUAUGACUUAGCCAGUGAUCUUUCAAAUGACUGUUGUGAUGAAAAGCAGCCUAAAUCCAAGGUUAAAGUUUAAAGGGACUGCUGGACACAAGUUUACUAGGUCUCUGCCUGUCUCUUCAGUAAAGGUAUUACAAAUAAGUAGACAGCUAAGAAAAACCUUGGUUUUUUCCUGAUUUCUAUUGUUUCUCAUCAACUCCUGAGUGUUUGCUGGAGGGGGGAAGGGCACACAGCUCUGGACGAGGGGAGGACUGGCUCUUUCCUAAUUUCUCCCAGGGAAGAACACCUGUAACUUGCAGCAUGGUCAGGUUUCCUUCAGAAGAAACUAUUCUGUGAUUAAUGAGAAAGAGGUUAUGUUAAAAUGGAAGCUUUAUACUUCAUCUGUAUUGUUUUCACCAUCACCCCGCCCUGCCCGAAGUGAUUCUUGCCACGAUAACUGUUGGCCAAAGUCUUUCUCUCCCUAUCAAGGAAUAGCAUUUAACUGAUACAGUGCAAGGACUUUGUCAUUAAUUCUUUCAGCUUUUAAGGACAAUUUAUUCUAUUUAAAACAAGCACACCUCUUGAAAGCAAACUCUAUGUAAUGCUCCUAAGAAUAUUUAUGUUGCUAAUGCUGGGAGCACCAACAUCAAAAAAAACAACAAACAAACCCAAACCCAACCAACUUGCAUAGCUCAGUGUUGCUUUGUGUGACUUGCCUCUUCAACAUCUGUAAUACAAAAGCUUUUGCAAGUCUGAACUGUGCAGAUCUCAAAUUCCAGCCUUCUAUAGCCAGAGGCAAUUGUUACAGAACUAACGCUCCAUAGUUUCCAGUGGCACUAUCUGAGAACCUAACGUGAUCUAAAAUGCUGACUUGGUAUAAAUUCGCAAUGUUUUUAAGCAGCUGCUUCUUUGACAGCUUAACACUUAAAACUUGAGCUGCUGACGAUCAUGUGAGCUGCAAAGUCUGCAUCUUAGAGCAUGUCCCUCUAAUUCAAAAUGCAAACAGCUGAACAAAGUAACCCAGCUCUGAUAUUUUCACAAAAUGGGAGAAGUGUCUUGGAAGUUGUAAGUGUCUGAAAUUGUUCCAUUACUUCUUAAUCUGGGUUUUGCCACAGGCUUAGUAUUUGGGGCAUGAUAUUUGCUCUGUACCAACUUCUUUGCAGAGAUAAAGCUUUGGCUUUGGGUCAAACUGGAGGAGUUUGUCAUUCUCUAAGUUGGAACCAGUUUGAAUUUUUUUUUUUUUUUUACAGACUGCUUAGGAGGCAUAGCUUUUACUUUAGCUGAAUGCGGUACACAGCAAAGAGCAACUUCAGCAUUACCUACCUUUCAGAAAACUAUAUACGAGUGGUGUACAGUGUCUAGCAAGAGACAGAAAAAACUCAAAGCAUGGGCUCUUAACUGCAGGUAUAUAGAGAAUAGGCUAGCUUUUUUUUCCUACUUGACAUUUUUAGCUUUAAUUUUUCUUGCCAUAAAAUCACUUAUAAUCUGAAUCUGCACUUGUUACUGUUGCAGUCAAGGCUGGUAGCAGUGACAUGUUGAAGGUGUGAAAGAUGUUUACUGCCUCCUUGCUUGCACUGGCCCUUUUUGCCUGUUGCUUUGCAUCACUUACUAACAAUGCACCAAGUCAUACUCUCUAGUUACCAAAAAAGGAAUUUUCACUGAAGUACUCGAUCUUGUUGACUCAGGCACUGUUCAUGUUCUGCAGGCAAAACAAAGUUGCUCUCUUCAUGACUAGAAUGAAGAAAUCUGGUAGCUUUUUUGUGUGUGUAAUUUAUCAUUACUUCAUUUCCUUCCUUUCAUAAACCCAUGAAGUUGUUGCUUUUUUGCACCUUCCUAUUCUUUCAGAAGAAACAGGAUUAUGAGCUCUUCUGUCCAGGGGGAGAGGAAAAAGCAGGGUCUAAAUUCCUUAGACUGUUUGGAGUAUGCUGUAGGAAACAUCCUGAAUCUCUUCCCUACAGAAAAGGGAAGGGUAAAGAAAGAAAAACAGGACUUUGAGCUGGAGGUUUUUUUCACUACUGUGAGUAGAGAGGUAGGCGUUCACAAUUUAGGAAGUGUUGGUAAUUCUGAAUAUUAACUGUGAAGAUCACUACAUAAGAUCACUUGUAACUGACUAGAGUUAUAACUCUAAAUCAUUUCAGCAUGCUUCUUCUUGAGAUAGCACUUGAACUAAAGGCACAAGCUUCUUUUUAAUAAAAACAAACAAAGUUUAAAACCAAAGUAUAUCUUUGACUUGAUGUCUCAAGUUUUGCUGAAGGUAUUAAUGUGAUUAACAUACCACUUCAGUUAUGUGUUAGUAAGUAUCCCUUUGGGGUUUAGAGUUUAUCACUGCUUUCUCUACCUUACCUUGUCAUAUAUGCAGUUAAGAUAUUUAUAAACAUGAAGAUCGCUAUUUUGCUAAGGGAAAAGAUAGUAUUUUACCACACAGUUUUCAAGUUUAGUAGUUCAACUUGCUAUGAAAAUUGAGAUGGGUGAGAAUUGUGUCAGUGAUGGCAAUAUUUUCUGAUGCGUGGUGCCAAUUUUAAGGAACACUGUCCAUGAGUAAAUAAAAUCAAAUGGUGGCUUUGGA
Molecule: messenger RNA, 4966 nt
Organism: Chroicocephalus ridibundus (black-headed gull)
Lineage: Eukaryota; Metazoa; Chordata; Aves; Charadriiformes; Laridae
Gene: CIDEA
Product: cell death inducing DFFA like effector a
Exons: 5
Coding region: 71-712 (213 amino acids)
Biological process (GO): lipid storage; apoptotic process; regulation of apoptotic process
Cellular component (GO): lipid droplet
Source: RefSeq, a predicted model, not a curated record